UAUACAGACGCGCAGGCAGCGGAGGUCUGGCGAUUCGGAAUAACCUCUUGGGACUGCAUUUGCAACGGGGAGAAGAGCCAAAAGGCCAGGAAAGCCUUUCUUGAUCAUCACAGUUACGUCCGCAAAGUGGUGCCGCCAGAGAGGUUGCUGGAGUUACAUCCCCAGGAUGGGUGGAAACCCCUCUGUCGUUUUUCGAACCCUUCUGAGCUGAGGAGCUCUUACCCCGUGACAAAUGACACGUGGACAUGA
Aspergillus steynii IBT 23096 is the source of this 249-nucleotide messenger RNA. RefSeq lists its product as uncharacterized. The annotation marks the transcript as partial. The record is from RefSeq and is a predicted model, not a curated record. The transcript has a single exon. Lineage: Eukaryota; Fungi; Ascomycota; Eurotiomycetes; Eurotiales; Aspergillaceae.